CAAACGGAAGUACACCAUUAUACCGGAUAUGACGUAAGCUCAGCUGUCGACGUCCCAGCCCUCUUGGCGAAGCAGCCUGUCAGACAAAACGGAGGGACCUUAUUCUACUCUUCAUUCAAUGCUGCUACUGGGGUUCGCUGCCAAACACAGAUGGACUGUCAACACAGAAACAUGGCUGCCUCCGCGACGAGCAAGGCACAAAACAGAGAGAGCGCAACUACUGGCAGUCCGAAAUGUCACGAAGAGUCUCUGUCGCAGUCACGGGACAUAAUACAACCCACCAUCACGGAGCUGACCAAAGAAGUGAGGACGAACAUCCUCUGCACCGUGGAGGGAUGUGGCAAGAUUCUCCCCAACACACCUGCGUUGAACAUGCAUCUCGUUAAAUCACACAGAAUAAAGGACGGUAUUGUGAAUCCUACAGUCAGAAAGGACAUGAAGGGCUCUCAGAAGCUUUACUGCUGUCCUAUUGAGGGAUGUCCCAGGGGGCCCAACAGACCCUUCUCCCAGUUCUCCCUGGUUAAACAACACUUCAUGAAGAUGCAUGCAGAGAAAAAACACAAGUGCUUCAAGUGCAACAAUGGCUACAGCACAGAGUGGGACCUAAAGAGGCACAUAGAAGACUGUGGGAAGACUUACCACUGCACAUGUGGCUGCCCCUAUGCUAGCAGGGCUGCUCUACUCUCGCACAUCUACAGGACGGGUCACGAGAUUCCUACAGAACACAGAAUCCCUCCAGUAAAAAAGCGAAAGAUGGAGAAAUUGCUAAGUGGUCCCGAAAAGCUUAAGACCAACGAGUCAACCUUUCAGAUCAUGCCUGCCAGUAAAGAGCUGACGGAGGCUGUGCUCUCUUCUGAUACAACGGUUCAUAUCCCAGACUCGGUGAAUCAGAACUCCAACCCCCGCAGGAGCCUCCAGAAGUUGCUGCUACCAAAGCCCAAGAUGGCUUUGGUCAGUGUUCCUGUGAUGCAGCUGGCCCACUUGCCGGUCCUUCUUCCGUCUACAGAAAGCGGGGCUCUGAGGUCUGUAGUGCUGGCUGUGGACAGCCAAGGCUCCGUCAGCACCCUUCACCUCCUGCCACAUGGCACUGUGGUCCCCCAACUGGAUGCUAAGAGUUUGUGUUUCAAGGACAGCAUGCCUACUUCGCGCUCCAGCCUGGGGCCCAUUAGCACCGGGGUGCAGGUCAGUCUGGACCCCGCCAGCACAGAUGACUUAGCCAGCCUGGCAGAGCAACGGGGAAGAAGCACCUCCACCAACAUUCAGACGGACAAGUCGUACUUGUCGAAAGUGUUUACAGGAGUGGGGGUCGGGGAGGGAAUGGGGUUCUGCUCAGUGGGUGAGUCCUCGGUGUCGUCCUGCUCCCAAACAGACAUUAGCGUGAGUGCCCAAGUCCUCCUGCCAGUCAGUGUUGAAACCCAGACAUUCUCCUCCCGGACUAAAGCCACAUCCUCCAUUGGAGCACAGACAGACGGCCAGUGCAUGGGGCAAAUUCCUUGUUCCUCUUCGUCUGUACACCCGUACAAAACCAGGCAGACACAGACAUAUUUUGCCCUGCCACAAUCGGAUGAUAAGGCUCAGCAGCAGGCCAUCAUGUGCUCUGACCUAUUCGACAGCGACUCCCUCAGUGUCUCCACUCAGACCGCUUUGGACGUAAAUGACACUCUCACCGGAAGCAGUAUAUACGAGGACUCUAAGUCAGCUGGUGGUAUGUGUUUUGGGGUGCAGACAGAUGAGCUCAACUCCAACAACAUGGCCGAUAAUCAGACCCAAACGAUGACCUUGUUAAAUGAUUUAGAAAACAUUCUGUCUGACAGCAUGUCGGGCCACCAGGUGCUCACGGUGGCAUCUGAAGGCUGCGGGUCAGUUCUGGGAUCUGUUCAGGAGCAACACAACGGCAUUGACUUUGACUUCGAGGAGUUUCUCAAUGCCGUGCACAUCCAGACACAGACGGAGGAGAGUGAGCUGGGAGGACUGGGUGGUGACACGCCGCUGGAGUCUCUGGACAUCCAGACCCAGACGGACUUCCUUCUGAUGGAUGAACUGGACCAAAGUGAGGGACCAAGUCGAACCCAGGCCAGCGACCUGGAGCUGUUUGACACUCAAACUCAGACUGACCUCAAUUUCCUGCUGAACACCGGAAGCCACAUGCCCCUCGGCAGCAUUCUGCGACAUUCAAGCUUUUCUAUGAGCACAGAGUCUUCGGAUACAGAAACGCAGACGGAUCUCCCUUUAUUCGCCACAGGUCUCUCCGCUCAGACUCCCGCGAGUCAGGGUGAGCACGCCAGACUGCUGAACAGCACAGAGACACAGACCGUGACUAGCCAUGCGGAGGGCCUGGGUCACCUCUUCCUAACGAGCAAUGAAACGCAGACGGUCAUGGACGACUUCCUGUCAGCAGACCUGGCGUGGAAUAUGGAGUCCCAUUUCAGCUCUGUGGAAACGCAGACGUGUGAGGAGCUGUGUGCUCUCUUUCAGCACCCUGAGAAACCCAACAGCUGAAGCCCUCUGUGACUCUAAAGCUUUUGCAGUACAGGUUUCUCACGCCUGCCUGGUCCUGUGUGAGGAAUCAGUCAGCGCUGUCCUCCAGCGGAUCACCGUCUUAGCAGUAAGAAGUCUGCGAAAAUGUCUUUGAACAUUCCACUGGAGAUGCCCAGAGCCUCUCCAGGUCCAUAUCCUGACAGCUCGGCUGCACUUUAUUUGCUUAAUGGGCAUGAUUCAUCAGCUCCUGUGACAGUUUACAUAUUUAUUUGCACAUAAAGUAAUAUAUAUUGUAUGUGUAUUUUGUCUGAAAUGCCAGUUUACUUUAAUAUUUCAAUGUACAACCGCUAUGACUGGUUUUCACUGUUUGGUCUUACUAGCAGUUUAAAAAUGACUCAGCAUUUCGUCAAUGUAAGAUCUGCACUUAAAAGGGAUGACAUCUUUAGCUGUGCGUGGUUGUCAGAAAAAAAAAAAAAAAAAAGGCUUAUAAAUGUAUUGGUCUGUACGACAGAUAUGCAUAUUCUGCAUGGAAACAAUGUCAUCUCAGGUGUACAACAAAUAACAUUGUACAUUUAGUUUGUCUGGAAAUGUGCAUGAAGCAUUCACUUGGUCAGCAGAACAGAAACCUAAUAUAUCUACUCUCAGCUUGUGCAUCUAAUGGCUGCCUUGUUGAUGUUGCCUUGUCAGCGGCAGCAAGACUAUAAACUCUAAUAACAUCCUGUAAGCUUUGCCGUCAGUGGAAAACUUGACCGGUGGAAAUCGGCUUCAUGUUUUCCAAAAUAAAACCCCGUAGAGCCUUUAACGGUGAACAAGGCUUUGCUCAAAGCCUCUGAAACAUAGCGUUACACAUACAGAUGUGGCACAAGUAAAAUUGUUUGUCUUGUAAGUUGUUGCGCAGCUUCCAUUGAAACGUGAUGGUGAAGUUUGAUGUUGCUUAAAACACUUAUUUUGUUUUUGUGUCUGGGCCUCUAGCGAAGCAGUCGGUUCAAGUCAGUAAGCAGACUCUGCUGUAAAUGUGUUUGACUUAUUCAUUAGCUGGGUGUAAGUGUAUACAGUCGCAGUACUCCAGUAAUGUUACUGUACAGAAACACAUAGAGCUAUCGUAUGCAUUCACCACCUUAUGUUGACUGAAAGGAGUCCUGUUAAAAUCAACAGAUUUUCCACCCUUAUUGGACGCCAUAUUUUAAUUUAUUUCUUUUUUUAAAUGUCUCCAAGUAACUUAACUUAAUGUUUUGCUUUCAUGAUAUUGUUGCACUGAGUUACCUCAUUAAUCACAGGCACCACACUCAUAGAAGCUAGAGCUAAAGGCCUUGAUUACAUUUUGUUUUGUUGGUGCCUUAACCCAAGUAUUAGCUUUAGUUCUGUUACAGACAACGUGCUGCUUUCAAAUAUUUAAUAAUUAUCUGAAUUACUUUGUUUUGGAAAACGAACAAACAAUUUUGGUAUUUUCGUCAUGUUUGCGUGAAAUACUCUCCCCUUAUCGUCAAGAUUUCUGUUCUGUCACAUGAAAAUAAUGCUAUGUGGCAUUUUAUUGUAGUUUGACGGGUUUCAUUGAAGGGUGUAACAGCUAAUGCUGUUUAAGUUUUUACAAACUUUGUGUGUACAAACUGAAGGAUGUACAGAACAUGACACUGCCCAAGUUUAACCCGCAUCAUGUCCCAACAGUUGAAGGAUCAUUUCCCUGUUAUAAUAAGGACUUUGCCAUCUCCACAGCGUCUCCCUGCUGGCUGAGCGGCUCAGGGGUUUGAUUUGCUUUCAGCAGAGCUAUGUAGAAGUCAGUCUCAAGUGUCAAUGCCAGUGCUUUAUUUUCUCUUUGUAGGGAGUGCAUGCAGAUAUUUUCCCAGCACAAAAUAUUUGUUUCAGCAUAAUUUGAGUUUGUUGCCUAUGUGUGUAGAGUUGAUGGUUGCCUUGAUUAAUUGUUGAAGCUACACUACAGAUGUUGUUAAUAAACUGCUGGAAAGUGUAUAUUGUGCUCCUUGUCACUUACAUUAGAACAAAGGUGGAAGAGAAACGAUACAAAAAAAAGACGCACUUAAAUUAGUCAGCUUGAUCCUUUAAUUGAGCUCUCAGUUCAGCACAGUGGAAUAAAUUGCACAGAUGUUUUGGUGAUGCUUUCUUCAAUAUGUAAUACAUUUAGUUCUCCUGUAGUAAACAUAUAAACGGAGCUAAAUUAAUGAGA
Molecule: messenger RNA, 4657 nt
Organism: Anarrhichthys ocellatus (wolf-eel)
Lineage: Eukaryota; Metazoa; Chordata; Actinopteri; Perciformes; Anarhichadidae
Gene: atmin
Product: ATM interactor
Exons: 4
Coding region: 151-2499 (782 amino acids)
Biological process (GO): positive regulation of transcription by RNA polymerase II
Cellular component (GO): nucleus
Molecular function (GO): DNA-binding transcription factor activity, RNA polymerase II-specific; transcription cis-regulatory region binding
Source: RefSeq, a predicted model, not a curated record